Penicillium canariense is the source of this 531-nucleotide messenger RNA. RefSeq lists its product as uncharacterized. The record is from RefSeq and is a predicted model, not a curated record. The coding region runs from base 1 to 531 and encodes 176 amino acids. NCBI's taxonomy places the organism in Eukaryota, Fungi, Ascomycota, Eurotiomycetes, Eurotiales, Aspergillaceae. The transcript has 3 exons.
AUGGACCUUCCCGCGACCCAGGUCCACGACGAGGGCGGAGACCACCUUGGGUCCCUGAGAGGGCCCGGAGGGCGGAGAUUGACGGAUCCCAACGUUCCUUGGCUGGGUAGGAAUGCUCCCAAUUGGUCGAGCACCACUGAUCUGGACUUGCUCUGCAAUUGGUUUUUCCGGAGAAGGCCCGUGAUCCUCCUGCGAUCUCCCAACAUCAAUAAUCUCCGAUUCAUGAUGAGAAUCUCGGGGCGGUGUGUCCGAUCGUUCGGGGAUCUUGACUACCCGGAGUUGGAUCCCGGGGCCGUCUUGGGCCCCGGGACAUAUCACGCGGCCUACCCUCAGUGUAUGGAGACCGAGACCGCCAGGAGGGAGGAGGUGACCGGAUUCGAUCGUCUCUUCGAGGCGAGAAUCGUCGUGGGGGAGACCGUCGCCUGUCGUAGGAGCCCGGUCCAUACGCUCUACCCUGGAAGGGAGGGGUUCGAGAGCGGCGUCGAUAAUCGGGAGGUGAGCGACUGCGCGGUCGUCCAUACCCUCGAUUAG